Molecule: messenger RNA, 2029 nt
Organism: Sardina pilchardus (European sardine)
Lineage: Eukaryota; Metazoa; Chordata; Actinopteri; Clupeiformes; Clupeidae
Product: outer dynein arm-docking complex subunit 1-like
Exons: 15
Coding region: 117-1775 (552 amino acids)
Biological process (GO): outer dynein arm assembly; cilium movement
Cellular component (GO): axoneme
Source: RefSeq, a predicted model, not a curated record
UGCUCCCCUCGUGUGAUCGCUUGGGGACUCGGUGUCGUGCUUUUGUAAUAUACUGCAGUCACUAAAACCAAGAAAACAAAACACAGAUGUGAAACAAAACAAGAGGAAACAUAUACAUGGCCACAAGAUACAUCUUUGCAGCCAGGAUGCGUCGGAGGACAUCAGCGUGUAGUGUUCAUUCAGACAACAGCGAACUGGACAUAGAUGGACUUGCUCUGACAGAGCUGAAUAAGUUGCAGAGGCAGAUUCGCAUCAUGGUAGGAGCCCGGCAAGAGUAUGCCACUGAGACAGAGGAUAUUAUCCGAAGACAGUUACGAGAAAUCCAGAGCCUGAAGGAGGAGCAUGAAGAGCUACAGUGUAACCUUCGUGUGACUCAGGGAAGGAGAUGUCAAGACACAGAGGCCACCCAGGGCCUCUGCCACAUGCUGGUUUUCCAAGACAGUGUGGAAGCACAAAUGGACAGAGAGAAACGGACACUGAAGAGCAUAAAGCAAGAGAUUUUGAGACUUGAGAGAGAGAUGGCAGAAACCAGAAGAGAGAAAAUACCUAUAAUCAGUAGAUGUACCACCAGUCAUGUUUUGGAGAACAAACUGGAUCUGGGAAUUAUACGUAGCAACAAGUUAUUGUCAAAGAACAGACAGCUCAGGGAGGAUCUUACAAUUCUUCAAAUUGAACGAAAACAGUUCCAACAGAUAUACAGCAAACUGGAGAAGGAGCUGGAACUCAUUCGCAGAAAUAUCAGAGAUGUCAUGAAUAAGACCUCUGCUGCUGCUGAUGGAAGGUUGGAUAUGCAGUUAAAAUCCAUGUUUUUGAAGGAGAAAACAAUGAAGGACAUGGUACAAUACAACACGGAGUUAAAUGAACUAGAGAGAGUCAUCUCUUACAAUGAUCAGCUCAAGAGCUUCAUGAGCAUCAAGAACCAAGAGAGAACCAGUCAGGGAGAGAGUCAGGACAACAGGAAACAAGAGAAAGAAGAAAAGAAUGAGAAGGGGGUAGACUUAGAGGUGUCUUUCAAAAGAAUUCAAGACAUACUUGGAGAAGAAGAUCUUGAGAAAAUUGUGGCAAAGUUCAUUGAAGUUGAGGAUUCAAAUUUCUCCUCCUUGACCUACGUCAAUGAACAGAACAACGAGGCAGAGCACAUAAAGGACCAGAUAGAUCAGAUCUUAGAGGGGAUCGACCAUCUGAACUCCGAGUGGCAGACGCAGCAGGCUGAGCGUGCUGCUCUGAUCCAGGACAUAGCCUCUCAGCAGCAGCAGACAGAGAGGCAGAGGCAGGCCUACGAGCUGCGCAUCACAGCCAUCAACAAGAUCCUGGACCAGCUCAAAACAGGUAUAAAUGCUGUGCUUAACCAGAUCAACUGUGAUCGCUCUGAAAUCGAUGAGCAAUUGGGGGCGUCCUGCGAUAACAGGGAGAGCAUCACCAUGGCCUAUCUGGGCCUCGUGGAGCACCGCACCAAUGAGCUGCUGACCAUUCAGUCCUUUGUCGAUGCCAAGGACCAUGAGAAAGAGUACAGUGCCAUGACGACAGCGUGUCACUUGCUGGGAAAGAGUCCACCUCUUUCCCAACAAGAUCUGAUCAUCAGACCCCCUGUUCACUGGAAUGAUUCUGAUAUAGAGGAGUGUGAAUUCACCUUGGGAGAAAGAACAUUAUCCAGAGAAGAGGUCUACGAGCAAGCUUUGAAGAGGAUGCAGAGGAGGAGAAGCAGACCAGAAGUGAAAACAUCCAGAGUCAGCCUUGGGCCCAACUUCCGCCAACGCAGCCUGGCUUUGGCUUGAUGUGGCUUCCUGACCUUGUUUGCCUCGGAGGUGGACUACUUUACAGCUUAUUUUCAUAUGUACAUUUUCUGAGGACGUUAAACAAGCUAGGAAUGUGAGUCACACUUAAUGUUGCACAGAAACACUUCAUGGAGGAACCUGAUCAACCAUGUGUUCUUCAAGUCUGCCACCCUAGCUGAUAUUAGUUAUUCUUAUGUAAUGUUGCACUCAAUUACAAAUAAACAUUAGGUCCAUUUUAAAAUAUUGGAUUUUAU